Messenger RNA from Prorocentrum cordatum, 660 nucleotides. NCBI's taxonomy places the organism in Eukaryota, Dinophyceae, Prorocentrales, Prorocentraceae. The record is from the annotation of a GenBank genome assembly.
GCCCCGUCCCCAUUCCCCUUCGAGACCCCCACCAACUUGCGCCCCCAGCUGGGGAGACGCCCCUCGAAACCCGAAGGGAGCGGCCCAUGUCCCAUGUCCCCAUCUCGGGGGUGCAAUCGGCCAGUGGGCCCAGGCCACGCCGCUGGGGCUAUAGGGCUCGCCUCGGCGAUGCUCCGUGCACACGCCCUCCUGGCUCGGCCAGGGAGGCGCGCGCACCGCUCCUCGUGGGGCCCGGGCUCUCGGCCCGGCCUGCGGCCGACGACGCUCACGAAGCAGCUCCCGCGGCACGCGCUUGAGCGGUGGCCGAUGCGGACCGCCGCCGCGGCUCGCCGGGCACUCCUGGCGGCCCGCAGUGCCGCGGCGCGGGGCGCGCGCGCCGCCCCGCGCCGGAGUGCUGCCGGGCGGGCCCAGGCCGGCCUGGAGAUCUCCAGCCUCAACGGGCCGUUCGGGGCCGUCGUUCGGUCCCCGCUGAGCGCUGAGGCGAUCCUCGGCAGCCCGGACGUCCCCGCGGCGCUGGUGCGCGCCUUCUUGGACUUCCGCGGCCUCCUCGUUCUGCGCGGCCUCGGGGCGCUGCUCCCGGAGCAGCUGCUCGCCAUCAGCCGCUUCUUCGGCCAGGCCAGGAGCGUUCCAGGAGGGGCCUCUCACCUUCGCUUUUGUUGA